Populus euphratica (Euphrates poplar) is the source of this 2775-nucleotide messenger RNA. Its product is annotated as nucleobase-ascorbate transporter 12-like. The coding region runs from base 267 to 2372 and encodes 701 amino acids. NCBI's taxonomy places the organism in Eukaryota, Viridiplantae, Streptophyta, Magnoliopsida, Malpighiales, Salicaceae. Gene Ontology annotation, molecular function: transmembrane transporter activity. Gene Ontology annotation, cellular component: membrane. Gene Ontology annotation, biological process: transmembrane transport. The transcript has 10 exons. The record is from RefSeq and is a predicted model, not a curated record.
AAACCAAACGACAAAUGGCUAACGCGGUUUUAUCUCCUUCACUAGCUGUCUUCCUCUUUCUCUCUCGUCGUAUCUUUCUCUCACUAGAAAAAUUACAGCAACAAGCUUCAGUUUCUCUUUCCAAAGAAGGCACGUACAAUCUUUUUCUCUAAAACCCCACUACACGCUCAAAACCCUAACGACCCGUUUCAGAUCUGCACAGCAUCUCAUCCUUCUGCUAUGCACUUUCGAGGGAGAGGAAGGGAUUGAAGUGUUAAGAUUAGAAAAUGUCUACCUCUGACCCGAAAGUCGGACCCAAACCAGGUCAGUGGCCACCAGCACCGGAAUCUGCAGCAAUGCCGCCGUCCUCCUGGGCUAAACGAACUGGGUUUAGGCCCAAGUUUUCUGGUGAGACCAAUGCGAGCGAUUCUGGACAGAUUUCACUCCCUCCAAGGCCGAAAGAGCAAAAGAAUUCACAGCCGGAUGUUGAAGCGGUUCGGGUCAGGGCAACACAACCACCACCAGCGCCGCCUCCGGCUGCAGUGAAUGGGACCGAUAAGGCGGUGGUCGUUCCAGCAGAGAAUAAGGAUCAGACAGUGGUGAAGAGGAGGAGGGACUCUGAUGGUGGUAGUGUUGGGGGAGCGAAGGAUGGUUUGGGUCCUGGGGCGGGUCCGAAUGGCGUGCCGGAGGGUCCGAGAAGAGCAGUGGUGAGGAAUGAGGAAGUGAUUGAUGUGGAGGAUGAUGGAUUUGUCAGAGAGAGACAUACACAUAUGAAGUACGAGUUAAGAGACACUCCUGGUCUUGUUCCCAUCGGUCUAUAUGGUUUCCAGCAUUACCUUUCGAUUUUAGGUUCAUUGAUUCUCAUUCCACUUGUCAUAGUUCCUGCAAUGGGUGGCACUCAUGAGGAUACUUCAAUGGUGGUGUCCACAGUGCUAUUUGUUUCAGGAGUAACCACUCUUUUGCAUACGUCAUUUGGGUCAAGGUUGCCUUUGAUACAGGGCCCAUCAUUUGUUUACCUUGCUCCAGCACUGGCAAUAAUCAAUUCUCCUGAGUUUCAAGGACUAAAUGGAAAUAAUUUCAAGCAUAUUAUGAAACAGCUACAAGGAGCUAUAAUUAUAGCUUCAGCUUUUCAAACAAUACUUGGAUAUAGUGGACUGAUGUCAGUAUUUUUGAGGUUGAUCAAUCCAGUGGUUGUUGCCCCAACUUUUGCUGCUGUUGGGCUUUCUUUUUAUAGUUACGGCUUUCCACGAGUUGGUACCUGUCUUGAGAUUGGUGUAGUGCAGAUAUUACUGGUUAUUAUGUUUUCUCUUUACCUGCGCAAGAUUUCUGUUUUUGGUCAUCGUAUAUUUCUUAUUUAUGCAGUUCCAUUGGGUCUAGCAAUCACAUGGGCGGCUGCUUUCCUUCUUACUGAAGCAGGAGUCUAUAGUUACAAAGGUUGUGAUGCAAAUGUUCCAGCAUCUAACAUUAUAUCUGACCACUGCAGAAAGCAUGUUUCCAGGAUAAAGCACUGUCGAGUUGAUACUUCCCAUGCACUGAAAUCUUCCCCAUGGUUUAGGUUUCCUUAUCCAUUACAAUGGGGUACUCCUGUUUUUGAGUGGAAAAUGGCUCUCGUUAUGUGCGCAGUGUCCAUCAUCUCAUCUGUAGAUUCGGUUGGUUCAUAUCAUGCAUCUUCAUUGUUGGCGGCAUCUGGACCUCCAACCCCAGGGGUUGUUAGUCGGGGGAUUGGUCUUGAAGGCCUUUGUAGUGUCUUGGCUGGUCUAUGGGGUACUGGAACUGGUUCUACUACUAUAACUGAGAAUGUGCACACUAUUGCUGUGACUAAAAUGGGCAGCCGCAGAGCAGUUGAAUUAGGUGCAUGUGCUUUGAUCCUCUUAUCCCUUAUAGGUAAAGUUGGAGGAUUUAUCGCCUCAAUUCCUGAAGUCAUGGUUGCUGCUCUCCUUUGUUUCAUGUGGGCAAUGCUUUCAGCAUUGGGAUUAUCAAACCUGCGAUAUAGUGAGGCUGGAAGCUCCCGGAAUAUCAUCAUAGUUGGUUUAUCUUUGUUUUUCUCCCUGUCUGUACCAGCAUACUUUCAGCAAUAUGGCAUCUCUCCAAAUACAAACUUGUCUGUCCCAAGUUAUUUACAUCCAUACAUCGUGGCCUCUCAUGGGCCAUUCCGCAGCAAAUAUGGAGGGUUGAACUAUUUUUUGAACACGUUACUGUCCUUGAAUAUGGUGAUUGCAUUCCUUGUUGCUGUCAUCCUGGACAACACUGUGCCUGGCAGUCAACAAGAGCGUGGGGUCUAUGUAUGGUCUGAAACUGAGGCAGCAAGGAGGGAGCCUGCCAUUACGAAAGACUAUGAAUUGCCCUUCAGAGUUAGCCGGAUUUUAAGAUGGGUAAAAUGGGUUGGAUUUUGAGACAAAAGGCAUUUUAGUUGCCAUGUUGGCCAUUUUCUGAUUGUCAGAAGCUAAUCGACAGCCAUUCAGAGCGGAUAGCAUUGAUAGAGCUGCUUAUGAUUCUAAAUGCAAGUCACGCUCGUUUCAUUUCGGUAAAUAGUAGGCAACAAACUGAUUUUUGUUACACGGCUGAGCCUUCUUGGGGCUAUAGGUCUUAUAGAGAUGAGUUUUUGUGUACAUUUGCGGAUCCGGAGGGAUCUCACGGUGUUGUAACUUGAGAUUAUCCAUGAUGUAUCUAGUUUUGAAUCAUUGUCAUUGAAAUUUGUCUUAGGGGGGCUUUUUAUGCUUGAGAAAACAUUGAUAAUCCACCCGCACUAUGUAUAUUUUUUCCAACUAUAUUCUUAAUCACCAUCACUUUACCGCA